AUGGCGUCCAGCGCGAUCGAGAAGGAGAAGGACCGUCGCGCGAAACGCGCCGCCGACGCCGCGCCGAACGUCGACGAAAACGGGUGGUUCUCGCUCAAGACGAACACGUCCGUCUACGUCGACGGUCUGCCCGACGACGCCACCGCGGACGAGGUCAAGGAGGUGUUUCAAAAGUGCGGGGUCAUCAAGCUGGACCCGGACACGAGCCUGCCGAAGAUCAAGCUGUACGCGGACAAAGCCACGGGCGCGUUCAAGGGCGACGGGCUGGUGACGUAUCUGAAGGAGCCGAGCGUGGCGCUCGCGACGACCAUCUUGGACGGCACGCCGUUCCGCGUCGGCAUGGGGACCAACAUGUCCGUGACCGCGGCGAAGUUUCAGAUGAAAGGCGACGCGUACGUGAAGAAACAGCGCGGGAGUAAGAAAGCGAAGAGGGCGGCGAUCGCGAAGCAAGAGAGCGCGCUCGGGUGGGGCGGGUUCGACGACACGAAGGAUCGCAAGAAGACGACGGCGAUCUUGAAGAGGAUGUUCACGCUCGACGAGAUGUUCUCCGACCCGAAGUUCCGCGAGGAGCUCCAGGAGGACGUCGAAGCGGAGGCUGCGAAGUUUGGCGCGGUGGAGACCGUCAAGGUGUUCACGACGAACCCCGACGGCGCGGUCAGCGUCCGGUUCAAAGACCCCGCGGCCGCGGAGGCGUGCGUGAAGGCGAUGCGCGGCCGGUGGUUCGGCGGGUCGCGGCUGGAGGCGGCGCUGUGGGACGGGGUGACGAAUUACGCCACCGCGGGGAUGAGAGCGGACGAGUCCGAGGCGGAGAUGCAAGCGCGCCUCGACCGCUUCGGCGCGUCGUUAGAAGAAGAAGGAGGAGGAGGAGGAGGAGGAGGAGGAGGAGGAGGAGAUGAAUGA
Messenger RNA from Micromonas pusilla CCMP1545, 900 nucleotides. RefSeq lists its product as uncharacterized. The transcript has a single exon. Gene Ontology annotation, cellular component: U2 snRNP; U2-type spliceosomal complex. The record is from RefSeq and is a predicted model, not a curated record. Gene Ontology annotation, biological process: mRNA splicing, via spliceosome. Bases 1 to 900 code for a protein of 299 amino acids. Gene Ontology annotation, molecular function: RNA binding. Lineage: Eukaryota; Viridiplantae; Chlorophyta; Mamiellophyceae; Mamiellales; Mamiellaceae.